AUGGCGCUUCGCAUGCUCGCGUUGGGAGUGCUGGCCGAGAAGGUGCUAGGGCUGGUGCUCAGCGAAGUUGCAAAUCGUGGCUUCGACUACAGGCAGAUCGCGAGGUCACUGAUCGGGAAAGCACAAGACUUGACGCCAGAGGCCUGCGACCAGCAGUGUCUGGCGAAUCCCGACUGCAUCUCAUGGCAGGUUUGCGCACCUAUAGGUGGUGGCUGUGAUGGCUGCUAUCAGAUGCGGAACUGGCCGGAAAUCGGCGAGAAAUCUGGCUGGUUCGCCCGCGUGCUUGAAGAUCGAGCACGGAGCAAAAAUCUGACUGUAGGGGAACACAAUGCGCUGCCUUCAAACGUCAGCAUGCCCACCACGACAGAGGGCUGCAAGGAGUUUCUGCUGUCUGCAAACGGUGGAGCACCGGAGUCGGACCUGAACCACUCCAUCUACAACAGGUGUGGCGAGAUGCUGCGCAGCACAGACGAGGCCAAGGGCAUCGCAGUGCUUGGCCAGCACUGGCCUGUUUCGCUAGUCUACAACUUUCGUGACCCUGCAAUCUCGGUCCCGCCAGAGAUAGAGGAGCAGUGGAAGGGAAGUGGAAACGCAGUGCGGCAGUCUGCCUACCAGGAGCCCGGGGGCCCUGGAUCUGUGACUGCAGAGUUGCACAGUUCGACCAACACAGAGGUGUUGCCCAAGACGCCCCUGCAUGCCUUUGCACUUCCGUUCUACGAUACCAACAUCGCGCAUGGCAUCAUGCAAAUGGGAACCAUGAACCCAAUGCAAAACUACCAGAUGCAGGCACUCCUGCGCCCUGGUGACACCGUGGUGGACGUGGGUGCCAAUCUAGGAUCCUACACAAUCCCUUUCGGCGAGAGAGUGGGGCGUGAGGGAAAGGUCUUGGCUUUCGAGCCAUUUCGCUGGCUAUACCAGCUCGUGACGGCGAACGUCGCUCUGAACGGACUGUCCAAUGUCUGGACUUUCAAUGUGGCUCUCGGGGAACGCAAGCAAAGGUUUUAUGGUCGCCCACCGCAGCUUCGAUUUUUCAGCAGUCCUGGUGGUGCCAAGGUGAACUACGCUGAGCAGGAUGGGGCGCCAGGCGCGCAGGAGAGCAUGCACAUCAACCAAGCCGUGCAACUGUACGACUUCGAGACUGAUCCGGAAGAGACUUUAAUGCUCGCCCUGGACGAGGUGCUCUCCGGUCAAACAGACCUGAAGCCACCCGUUGUGCAGAGCAUCAGGCUUAUCAAGAUCGAUGUUGAGGGCAUGGAAACGAAUGUGGUGCUUGGCGCCAUGAAUGCCAUCUAUCAGUUUAAGCCCAUCAUCUGGAGCGAGAACGAUGACUAUUUUGACAGGAGUGAUACGAAAUUCCUGGCCAUCAUGGAGCAGUUGGAAUACCAAUGUGCAAAGGUGGAGACAGCUCCGAAAGAUCUUAUGUGCACGGACAAUGAGCGGCUUCCGGAGUCUGCACGCUGGUCCGUAUCCUACGUGGAGGCCUCAAAGGCACAGGUGAGGCGGCGGCAAGAAGAGGAGAAGACCGCGAGGUGGAAUGCCGGGAAUCAUGACAGCACCGAGUUCUUUAGGAAGAUGGGACAGACGAUGGCGGACACCGAGAGGUUCAAGGCGACCUGUCGCAGCGCCACCCUGGCAUCCCCAUCGAGACAGAAUGAGGAGAAGGUGAGCCUGGAGUUCGCGGGCAGGUAUAUCGACAUCGCGAAGGCCCUCGCUGACUUUAGCAAUACCUGCAUCAGUGACGACACGGAAAGAGGGCUCAAGACCAUCAAUGCAAACGGCACGGUGGAUGCGCCUGCAGGCCUGAUGCACCUGAAGGACCCCGCGGCGCAAGAACAACGGCGCCAAGCCGAGACGGAGGCCGCCACGAAGGUUCAAGCCAUGGAGAGAGGUCGCAAGGCACGAAAGCAGGCCAAAGAGGAGCGAGAGACAGUCGAGGAGGAGGAACCGAGCCAAGAGAGUGCGCCUGCACCUGGCUCCUCCUCAUCUCUUCCGAACGAGGGCUCGCAAGAGGUUGAGCCGCCUCCCGCGCCUCCUCCGCCUCCGCCUCCAGCCGGCGAGGAAGAGGAGAGGAGAUCUGCGUCGGACAACGAAAACGAUGACGCCUUCGGAGAGAUUGAGGAGGAGUUCUCUCCGAAGACCGACAUCGUGGGCCCCAUCAUCAGCAUAGUUGGUGCCCCCGCCACGAACACCAGUGCUCCGAACUCGCGAAAGAACUCUAGACGUUCCUCCGAGGAGAGCGACAGCGGUGGCGAGUCCGAGGCAUCCGAGAAUCCGGACGACGAGUGGCCGCCGAAGCCUCCCAUUGUGCGUUUCCGGGCGCAGUGCGAGUUCUCCAACCAGUUCAAGUCUGCGGAAGUGAAAGAAGAGCGGCGCCGCUCCAUCCAGCAGGCUCAGGAAAGGAAGCAGAUCAAAAUAGAUGCCAAGGAGGUCAUCCAGGACAUGACGCUGACCUGGAUUAACAUGUAUUUCAAGCUUGAUGUCGUGUCCCCACGUGACCUUACAGCGGGCUUCUCUAUCAUCAUUCUGACGAUGAUGGAUGUCAUCUAUCCAAAGAAAGUCCGAUGGCACCAGGUGGAUUGGAACGUGGCGUACAUGCGGGCUCUGGCACACAAUCACAGGGUGCUGGAGAAGCACUGGAACGAGGUCAACAUGGACAAGGUCAAGGAUCUUCGACGAGAUCGCAUUGGAAUGUCCAUCGAGAACACCUUAGACGCCUCUAUAGAGGAUAAGCUGCAUUUCCUGAAGCAAGUGAAGCGCUGGUUCGAUUGCCGGGUCCAGCACUCUGCCGCCUACGACCCUAUCAAGCGGCGCACCGAGGUGGAGAAACAGAUCCGACUCACGGGCCGCUUGAUGAAGUUUCCCACCUGGAUGCAGUACGACAAGGAGGAAGUCCAAGCCAGCCGUGCGACCAAGCCCGACAAGAACAAGAGAAGGUCGGAACAGACAGAGCCAACUACUGAGUACGAGAAGAUGCCAGAGCUCCAGCCUCAGAGAAGUGCCAGCGUGUUCAAAGAGAACUCUGGGCGUUUUCGUCCCUGCAACGGUGUGAAAUUGGCGAAGCUUUUUCCGUUUCACACCCUUCUCGCUCUCGCUCUCUGCUCCGGCGGCAUGUUUCUGGAUUCGCGGCGAGUUAUGAUUCACCCGGCGGAGGAGAAAGAUGAAGAGUGCCUGCUUGCCUCGCCAGAGCAAUGCUCAGAUGCGAUUUUUUCCCGAAAGGUGGAGGCGGAGGCCAAGGCGUGCUGGACUCGGAGGCCUGCGGCGGCAGCGGUCGCCUCCUUCCUUCUGAGUGUCGGAGUCUUGACCGGCGUUGGCGUUGGAUUCCAUCUGCGAGGGCAGCAUCGCAGCCUUCGAGAGCCUGCUUAUGAGAGUCUCUACAAGUUUGGCCAAGCAGCUGACCUAGCCCACUACGAGAAGGCGAUCGAAGGCGUCUGCUCAAAGAGUGCCCAGCAUGACCAUAGUCAGGCGAUGCCCAUCACGAAACCGAUGGUUAUUCCGCGUGCAAAUCUCUGCACAAGCAAGUUGCUGUCCACUGACUUUCCCUGCGGCUUCACCAGAAAUUGGUCCUGCCCGUCCUUUCCGCCAGCUGUGAAGGCCACUGCAAACGGCAUUGCGGCAAACGACGGUUCUCUUGGUUACCACUGUUGCUGUGAGAUCGAGCGACUCAGGUCUGUGACUUGGUCCAGACAUCCUUUCGAGGAUGACGCAGACUCGAUGCCGGAGCCGCAGAAAGUGCGGAUAAAGGUCGUCACCUACAACAUCUUUUGGUGGAACCUCUUCGGCAUUCAUAAGGGCAACGGUGGAACUGCUGGAGGUGUCGUGGCGACAUCAAACGUGCGGGAGCCCAUCGACUUGAUUGCCUUUCAAGAGUGUCGAGACAAAGACCGUGUGCUGGACGACGCUGGCCUCUUGAACAGCUUCCAUACCUUUGCCGGAAUGUACGAGAAAUGCAUUGCUCUCAACAAGGAGGCAUGGAUUUGGCUGGAGGAGGGCGAGGAGGACGUCGCGGCAGAUGUCUACUGGAACAAUUUCGGACCCCGCGGAGUGAUUUGGGCUCGGGUGAUGCACAGAGCAAGUGGUCUCCGUGUAUUCUUCGCCAACCAUCACGGCCCUCUCGCUGUCAAUUCGGGUGGCCAGUGUGGUGGCUUUCGGACGGCCAGAAACCUCUUGAGGGUUAUCCACGAGAAAAGCGAACCCGGUGACGUUGUUAUCUUGGCAGGGGACUUCAACGCCAAUCCUGCUUCACACACAAUUCAGGAGUUGCGCAAGAGCCUCAUCCAUGUCCACGCAGGCACCGUUCUCGGAGGAAUCGACAACGUCUUCACGAACCUGAAGCCGUCCACUGUGGUUGCAAGAGAAGACCUGGGUUCUGGGGGCAGCGAUCAUCACGCGCUGGCCACCAUCUUCGAGGUCGAUACACGAGGCUACCAACAGCCCGCUGUGCCCUCUCAGGAUGCGGACUACAGCGAAGAGAUACUUGGAGGGUUGCGCAAGGGUUUCCCUGGGGAUGAUUGGGGCGAGUUCUGGUGCGGGCUGGAGCACACUGAUGUCAGCUACAACCCUGUCGGUGGGUCCGGACGGAUCUUCGACUCCAAGAAAGUCGCCACGCCGGACUGGUGUUGCCGAUAUUGCCAACGCAGCAGCAGCUGCAAGGCGUUCCGCUUCGAAGGCAUCCCUGGCAGCAACACUACAAGGUGUACAUUCCUGACGGAUUACGAGCCUGGCCUGAAGGAUGCAAACUGCAGCUUCGUUGCUUCGGGAUUGGCUGCGGAGUGGGCCAUACAGUCCGUGGAGCGGAGCUUCCGCGCAGAUACUCGCAUAGCAGUUCUAUGA
Molecule: messenger RNA, 4830 nt
Organism: Symbiodinium sp. CCMP2592
Lineage: Eukaryota; Dinophyceae; Suessiales; Symbiodiniaceae
Source: the annotation of a GenBank genome assembly